AUGAGAGCUCUCCCUUUUUCUUUCAAAAAUUUAAUCCCUUUCGCCCUCUUUUUCGCCGGAUACUUCUUUGGACUCAGCUCGAAAUUGAGAGAAGUCGAAAUCAAGGAAGAAAACAGGCCAAAUACUCCAAUCUCACCGACAAAAACGACCAAAAACGAGAAAAUCGAGGAAAAAGAAAAACUCGACACCAAGCGAAUCGGGAACAGAAUAAUCGUUGAUCAUUUGAGAGGGUGGAACAGAGCCAUUCCAGAGACAUACCCACAGCCAGAGGACUUGUAUAAUGGAAAAAUGUGCAAAUGCGACUUUGCCGGAAAAUAUUUUAACUUUGUGAAAAUGUCGAAGAAAGAAAACCUUGCUAAAUACGUGAAGGACUUUGAUUUGUGGAAGCGAGAUUUCUAUUUUGAAAUAAACAAGCCGCCAAUGAUUUUUGCAAAAAGCAAUCUUCCUGUGGAAUAUGUUUCGAAUGGCUACGAAAUUGAACCGAUUGAGUCAGUUCAUUUGAAGAUCAAAAUUGUGGCAGAUCCGGGAAAGAAAGUCUGCGGUAGAUUCACGGCUCAUUUUGGCGAAGAUUCAAGCAUCGCAAAGAGCGAACAUCUCGUUCAGCCAGAAUUUCGAAUCGAGGUUUCUGAAAUUCACAAUCUGAUGACAACUUGCGACGCUUCGAAAAUCGCAAAAAAUUGUGGAGGAAAAAUCGACGCACUGUUCCUUGGAAGAAAUAUCUGUUCUGGAGAUAUAUUUCGAACAACAAAAGAAACCUGGGAGCAACUUGGGCUUGAAGCCUUUAUGGAUGGAGAUAAUUGCCGAGGCGUGAAUGGCGUGAAAACGUAUCCAGAGGAUGAUGAACUUGCGAGAGUGCUGUCGACGAAUCGGACUUGGUUGAAGGAAUAUUAUCCAAGCGAUGAGCGAUGCGCAGCGAUCACAUAUCCCUUCGUCCUCUUCCCGAAUUUUCACCGCCUCAUCGACCGGAACCUCCGUGGCUGGAAAAACUCAGAGCUUCCAGAAGAAGAUCAGCGUAUCUUUGCCGAUGUCGUCAAUCAUGUGAAGCGGCCGAAAUUCAUCCGAUCUCUUGUCGAUAAUUUCGUGAAAGAAAAACUUUUUCAUGGCGAUUUUAUAGCGCUGCAUUAUCGAUUUGAUGAGCGAGAUUUUCUCGGGCGAUGUUCUGAUGCUUCAAGAAGCAAUUGCCAGGUCGUUUUGGACAUGAAAAAGGAUGUUGGGAGCGCGGCAGAUUCUUUUGUCACUUAUCUCGAGUCAAGACGAGCGAUGAACAUUAGCCUCAAUGCCGUUUAUCUCGCUUCCCCGCCGCAAGAAAAAGAAAUUCACGGUGCCAUCAGAAACGCGCUGAAGAAAAGAUAUACGAAGGAGGAAGUCAAGUUUCUCGACGCUGACGACUUAGAUCCGUACUAUGACAGUCUCAAAGACAUUCCAGAAGGUCUCAGGGGAGAUAUCACGUCUUCGAUAGAACAAGAAGUUUGCCUCAGAGCAAGAAUCUUUCUGGAACGGAUCAAAUAA
Messenger RNA from Oikopleura dioica, 1509 nucleotides. The record is from the annotation of a GenBank genome assembly. Lineage: Eukaryota; Metazoa; Chordata; Appendicularia; Copelata; Oikopleuridae.